AUGCCGAUCAAGGCGAAGCGUAUUGAUCCUGAGCGAGCUCGCCUUGCUGCCCGCGGUCAGUGGCAGCCACAGCAGCAGAAGGGCGCGGCUCGCCGUACCCUUCCAAUCAAUAAGCCGCAGCACCAGCGCCGGGCUGGUAGCAGCAGCAGCACAAGCUCAAGCUCAAGCGAUGAAAGUAGCCAGAGUCGGAGAGGCCGACGACCAGUUGGUAACUGUGCUAAGCCUACUGGAAACAACAAUGUUAGGGUUGCUGCAGCAUUCAUGACAGCCCCACAGGUGCGGGAGUGCGAGAGCGAGACGUCCAACAGCGAUGCUGAGUUGUACCGAGCCGCACGGGAACGUACGGCUCAGUUUCUGUACCCGAAUGGCCGCCCUGCAAACAACAGGAAUGUAAGCAGCAGCACGGUUGCUAAGGAAGAGGCGGGUGGGGGCGGAGUGACAACAUCCACAGAGGGAACAACAAGGCAGGAUCUGCCACUAGCAGCAACCGACCAUAGGCCCCCUUAUGCCAUCCCAGGAGACGAGACGCAAGGAGAAUGGAUGAGAAAAGAUGGUGACAGACGUAUUAAUGGUGGUACUGCUACUGCUGUUGAUGAUGACAUUGGCAGUAGCGUGCCCUCUCGGACUGCGCCACCGUUAGUCGUUCAGGAGGCGCUUCAUGGGAUGGGAAAUGUGAAGCGCAGUGCGUCGCAACGCGAAUUCGCCCACCUUCUCGAUCUCCUUGCUAAUGAUGACCAUAAAGAGCAGAAACCGGAGCUGGAAGAUGCUAAAGUAGGUUCGGAAUCGUCUCUGCUCAUAGAAAACGCGAACAGAGAGAAGCAGCAGCACCUUUCAGAACGCUCAAAAACGUACGUCUGCCCCCCACGUACCUUUGCGGAGCUGCAGGAGCGCACCCUAUUAGAAUUGUACGCUGCUCACGGAGAGGAAAAAGACGAUGAGUAUUUCAUUGCUACGGAUCACACGGCGGAGGCGUUUACACUGGCCGCACUGGAGGCGGCGCGUGAGAGUAGGGCGCUAAAAAAUCAUACGGAUCCCUUAGCACUAGCUGCGCCUAUUAGCAGCAUCAGUAAGAGUGGGGAUGACAGUGGAGGAGGAGGAGGAGGAGGAGGAAGUGGUUGCCUGUCUGGCAGCACGUAUGGAGCGCCGCUCUCUCUCAUGGAGAUCGUCACCGCCGAACGAGCACGCCGAAACGCACUAGCUGCACUCGAGGAACGGCAUGAGAGAGGUGUGGGUGAAGUCUCUAUCGACACGAACACGGAAGCGAUUCUCGCAGCAGAUGCCGGUGUCCUCGCAUCCGCUGCAGAGGAAUCGCUGAACCGCUUUCUUUCUGGCGCACGCUGCAUUGAAAUGGCUGUGCGUGACAGGCGCGUAACGGAUGAGCUGGGUCGCUUCUUGUUUCAGGAGCACAAACUGUUCCUGCGGGCCGGUACUGGUGAUACUGGUGAUGCCAGUAACAGCGACGCGGUUCGCGAGUUCCCACACGAGGCAUUGGCAGUGUACGAGCGGUACAGCCGCUACGUGAGCAAUUUCCUCCUGGGGCUCCUGAAGCGGCGUGUGCCGGGCUUUAACGUGGAGGAGUUCGUCUUGACACUUUACGACGUGAAUAACGAGGAUAAUGAAGAUGACCUGGAGGUAGGCCGAUCCAACACGAUGGACGUCCUGUCGUACCCGGCAUGGCGACUGCUGCAAUCCAUCUCUUCGUUCAAUGAGUUCUGCGCUUUUAUGGACGACUUUAUUGCUGAGGAAUACGGUGUAGAGAAGGUCGAAACUCACGAUGACGGCAAAGUUGGAGCGAAAAAGCUCAGCGACAGUGCAGACGACGUGGUUGUGGUGGCGGGUGCGAGGGGAAUUCGCGCAUUGUUAGGGAAGGCAUCCACGAUGAAGCGCGAUAUUGAGCAAGAUGAUCUUGCCCCUGCUAAUAGGGACGCCGAUGGUAAUGGCGACGUCGACAGCAGUAUUUCUGCCGUCGUACCCCGCGGCAGUAGUGAUGACGUGGUGCAGACACAAGAAGAAAAUCAGACAUCCCACUCCACAGUGGAUCAACCGAGUCGCGCGGAUUCAACCUCUAAUCUCGUGAGAAGUUCCUUCACCGCUUCUGCUCCAUUGUGUCGUGCACCAUUGGCUCAAACACCAACCCCACCACCGCCGGUCCCCCUAAUAUCAUCACAGCGUAGCAGCCACAGCUCUAUUACUUCUUUCUCGCAUCUGCCACCAGGGCGACGACGACCUGACGCAGUGCCAGGGCGAAAAUUGCCGCCACUUCCCGUCACGGAAGGUGGUGACGGUGAGGUGGUGUUUUCCACGGUACAGCCGAAGCUGCGCCAAAAGUCGGUGGUGGCUGGGGCGCCGGCGGGCAGCUCCGGCGCGGUGCCUGUCACGAGGGGCCGCAGCGGAAAGCGGACCGUCGGCGGCGGUGGCGGUGGUAGCGGCAACGACACGAAAGUCCCCAGCGAGCGUACGCCUUCCACAACUGCUGGCAGUGGCCACAGGGGUAAGAGCAACGGUGGUGAAGGGGGAAGGAGCCGUAGUGGCGCACGGAAGGGACCCGCCUCAGUUGGUGUAGCAACAUCCACAAGGUCGGGAGGGAGGCCGGUUAAACCUUCUUGA
Messenger RNA from Trypanosoma grayi, 2607 nucleotides. RefSeq lists its product as hypothetical. The transcript has a single exon. The record is from RefSeq and is a predicted model, not a curated record. The coding region runs from base 1 to 2607 and encodes 868 amino acids. NCBI's taxonomy places the organism in Eukaryota, Euglenozoa, Kinetoplastea, Trypanosomatida, Trypanosomatidae.